AUGACGGAUGGAGCUGGAGAUUCGAACCGGCCUAAAGACCCCGCGGUUGCGGACCAGGCAGCUAACAUUGGCACGUCUGGCGCCGAGACCCAUUCCGGUAGGAUGCUAUAUUUACAAAAACUUUUAGGAAUCGGACACUUGCUACUGGAUCAGUUCAACGCAGAAACACUGGCCGGAAUUGCUGGGAAGGAAGCCCAUGCCCUGGUCGAGUUACGACCGCAAUUUGUUAAUGUUUGGUGGUGGCUUUUGGGUUCUUCCAUCCUCAUUAAGGAACCGACAGUGAUUAAGGGCGUAUAUAAUCUCUGGCCCCAAAUUAUUGGUCAAUGGAAACAGGAAAACACGUUCCCGAAGAAAGUCGACGACGUGGUGGUUCUCUUGAACAUAUAUCUCACCGACAUAUACCUAGCAUACUUGUUUCCUGCCCCGGACGGUGAUGGGAUUUCGAAAAAACGACGCCGCACACGUGUGCUGACCCGUGAAGAUGACGCUGCAGUUCGGAAGUUGAUUCUUAAUAAGAUCGUGGACGUCCCCCUGGAGUGGCUAGAGUCGCUGGCGAUUGUCUCGUCGUGCUCGCCGCCCCCUGUCCAGGCAUAUUACACCAUCAACCUCACCGGAGACGGAAGACAUGUAGAUGUACGCAUGAUUUAUAGCGCAAUACUUGUCCUUUCAAUGAUCAAGUUUAGAGACUCGGAAGUAGGGCUAGGAGGCUCGUCUGUACUACCGGAGUACGGUGAGCUGCGACAGCUGGUUCGGUCUGUAUUAUCCUAUGACCAGCGCAAAGGGUUAUUGAAUUUAUUGUCCCUUUGUUACUGUCCAGUCCAGAAGUGCUUUACAGGCAGCCCUUUUGGUGAGCCCCACGCGGGAUAUGUUUUCUGUACGGCCUCGGCAACUGUGCUUUUGAGUGACGGUGUUUUGGACGCGGUGUCGUUCCUGGACCGGUCCGGUCCUGUGCCGUUCGGAAGAGGAUGUGGCGGCGACGUUAUCCGAGCUGGUGUGGAGGGUGGCGUGUGUUCAUCGGCAAGAGGAGGUGACGCCUUUGUGUCUUCUCUGUGUCACCCCGAGUCGGUGCAGCAAAGGGCUCAUAAUACAAAGAUCUGGCUUCGCAAGAGAGUGCCUGCUUGUAGGAGACUUUCUUCCGACACUGACGAGGAAUUCCAGGACGUAUUCCAAGACCAAAACUACGACGAUUUGUGCAACGGGCGCCCAGGCAAACGCGGUGAUGUGUGCUACUGCUUUUGGGUCUUGGCGGGGCUUCGGAGUUUGAAGUUAUAUGAAGAGGGGGAGGACGACGACGACGAUAUGGAUUUCAACGACGAGGGAGAUGAACGCAGUAGCUGCCCUGAUGGUAGCUACACCGAUGGUAGCCACACCGAUGGUAGCCACACCGAAGGCGGCUACACCCAAGAUAGAGACUCGACCUCCGCCAGAGAUUCCGUCUUUGAUAGCGACUCCGAUAACGGACCGAAGCAAAAGGCUUACUGGGACCCUCCAGCCAACAAUGAUUUGUUAGUUCCUGAUUGCUGGAACGAACCCGAGAACCGCCGACAACACCGCAGUCUUUCUACCGCUUGCGUUUCCAGCUGUUCCUACGCUUCUUCUGUGGUCACCAUGCGCGAAGGACUGUUGCGGUGCCGCAACCCGCUGGAUGGGAGCAUGGCCAAGAACGCUGACUGUCUAGAUAGCCCGGACAUAUUCCACACUUUUUUCGGCAAUUUGGCGCUCAGCUUCAAAAACGUCCACCAUCUCUUUGGUGCUCCCAAGAUCUAG
This is a messenger RNA of Gregarina niphandrodes, 1767 nucleotides long. RefSeq lists its product as hypothetical. The transcript has a single exon. Bases 1 to 1767 code for a protein of 588 amino acids. Gene Ontology annotation, molecular function: Rab geranylgeranyltransferase activity. The record is from RefSeq and is a predicted model, not a curated record. Gene Ontology annotation, biological process: protein geranylgeranylation. NCBI's taxonomy places the organism in Eukaryota, Apicomplexa, Conoidasida, Eugregarinorida, Gregarinidae. Gene Ontology annotation, cellular component: Rab-protein geranylgeranyltransferase complex.